Molecule: messenger RNA, 2210 nt
Organism: Phalacrocorax carbo (great cormorant)
Lineage: Eukaryota; Metazoa; Chordata; Aves; Suliformes; Phalacrocoracidae
Source: RefSeq, a predicted model, not a curated record
GCGGGCGGGAGCCCUGAGGGGGGGCCGGGGCCGCUUCCUGCAGGGGCACGUGCCCUGGGCCGGGGCGGUUCCGCGCCGCGGCGGCGCUUUCGGUUCCGCUUGGCCGGGCUCGGCUGCAGCCCGCGGCGGGCGCCCGCUUUGGUGGUUGGUUGCCCCAGGUCCGCGAAGAGGCUGUCGCUCCUCCGCACCGCUUGUUUCUGAGAAGCUGGUAAAGGUUAACCGAGAGUGUAGGCAAAGCUGCAGCUCCGCUGCCUGGGGCCCUGCUGAGCAAGAAAAAGAGCAGCUGCCCCUGGAAUCGGCCCAUGUCCUGCCACUGUGGCCCACGUUUGAGGGGUGUGGAAUGAGCCCUGUGCUCUGCAACUGUCGUGGUGGGUCUCUGCUGCCAGAUGGUGAUUUUCAUCCCCAGUAUGUUUUACAAUUCGGCCCUGAGGGGUUAUUCGUGCAAAGCCUCCAGAUCACCCGGGCAAAGGUAGAAGCUGCUCUUUAUCAAAGCUAAACGUCCUACCUAUAUCUGAGUUGCUGAAACAAGGCUGCCUAGAGGAAAGACUGGCACAGUGAGAAUUCUUUCAACCAUGGGUGGAAAAUUUUCACUGUUCUGGAAAAUACCUGGCCAAAAGGAGAGCGAAGGCAAACUGAUUUUACCCAGGCAACUGGAUGCUGAAGAUGAAAUCACCAAUUACGCUAGUAUCAAUGACUCUGCUACGUCCUGUGUGGGCAUUGCACGCCGAAGCUAUGUCAACUGUCCUACGUGUCAGGGAACGGGAAGGAUCCCCAGGGAGCAAGAGAAGCAGCUGGUGGCUCUGAUUCCAUAUGGUGACCAGAGGCUGAAGCCUAGACGAACGACACUUUAUGUAUGUCUUGCUGUGACAAUCUGCCUGCUGACAACAUCUCUCAGUAUUUUCUUCCUGUUUCCUCGCUCCAUUACUGUGCUGCCUGCAGGACUGAACGCCUCCUCCAUUGGCUUUAAUGCGACCACCACUAGCAUAUACCUCAACGUGACGAACGUGCUGAACAUAACUAAUUACAACUUCUACCUGGUCACUGUCGUGCAGCUAGACGUAGAGGUUUUGCACCAGUCCCUGGUAGUAGGGAAGACCACCAUGAAAACCCUGCUGCAUUUGAGCCCUUUGCAGAGCAGCCAGAUCUAUUACCUGGUGGCCAGUAGGAUAUUUGACGACAACACCUAUAACAUUUGCACCUGGACAGAAGUUAAAGUUCACAAUGUUCUGCUGCAUAUACAGGGUACCCUGACCUGCACAUACCUGUGUCGUUCAGAGCAGCUGGCUUUUGAAGACUACCAGUACGUGGACUGCCGGGGGAAUGCCACGCUACCUCGCCCGUUGUACCACCGCCCGCCAUGACAGGGCCAGAGCUUUUGGGUGCACCAUGUUCCACCACAAAAGCAAGUCGUAGGGAGACAAACUUCUGGAGCUUCUUCUCAACCUAUGCCUUAAACAGGAGGCUUGGUGUUUCCUGGAUAAGACUGCCUCUAAUGCAAAGAUGGUAACAUACUUGGCCUUACGAAUGUGGACUCUGCUGCCCUCAGAUUGCGGCUUUCUUCUUUCGGCGCCCUGUCGCGGCUGAUGCUUCAGCAGAGUGACCAGUGCACAGGGCGUCUCUGCGUGGCUGACUGGAGUGGGCCGCGCUCUUGUGUUUCACUGCUACUUUGGAGGCAGUGCCCUGUUAGUCAGACUCAUUCUAGUUGUUUCCUCCUUGCAUAAUUUUGCACUUCUGUCCUAAACUUAAGUGUUUAAUUCGGAAAAGGACUGUGAUGAGACUUUUGGCUGGACUGCAUCUGCAUCAGCAGAAUCAAGUGACUCUUGCACAACCUGCCCAACAAGAGCAAGAAACAGGACUGAUGUCUCCGUAUCUCUGAGUCUUAAGAAAAAUUACUGCGUGUUGUGCCAAAACCUUGAGAGAGUGACUCUUGGGCGCUGCUGUUUUAAGCUGUCCAGUAUAGCAGGUGAGAGUAUGAGUUUUGUGUAUACGUAUAUUUACAUAUACACAUACACAUGUAUACGUGUAUUUUUAUAACAAGCUCGUCCACUAGCUGUUCCUUAAUGGCAUCCAUUUCAGUGAGAAGAAAAUGCAUUUUGUAUCAUGAACCAAAAAGAUCGUUGCUUUCCAGCCAGUCAUGUGUGCUGGCCAGUAUGAGCUGUUUGUUGUAUUGUUUUCUUGGAUGCUUUGACAUAUAAUUCUUUCAACUUAUA